Molecule: messenger RNA, 573 nt
Organism: Hydatigera taeniaeformis
Lineage: Eukaryota; Metazoa; Platyhelminthes; Cestoda; Cyclophyllidea; Taeniidae
Source: the annotation of a GenBank genome assembly
AUGGCUGGCAAUGAUCUCGCUGAUGCUUACUACAGCAUACCUCGUAUUACCAGAUACUGGCUAACGGCCACGAUUGUCUUGUCGUUGAUUGGGAGGUUUGGGUUAAUCAGUGCCUAUUCCCUCAUCCUGAUCUGGAACAAGUUUUUCUACGAGCUCCAGCUGCUCAGUUUCCUCCUCAAUAUUUACCUUCUCUUCGAACCCAUGGUGCUUAGUGUCAUUUACGUUUGGAGCCAAUUGAACAGGGAUACGAUUGUUCAGUUCUGGUUUGGAACCAGCUUCAAGGCCAUAUAUUUUCCCUGGGUUCUCGUUGUAUUUAAUCUCAUCAUCCGUGGGAGCGCUACUAUGGAAUUAAUGGGGAUUUUCGUUGGAAAUGUCUAUUACUUCUUUUCUCAUCAUUACCCUCUUGAGUACGGUGGGGUGCAGCUCUUGAAGACUCCUGAGUUUCUGUAUCGUUUGUUUCCAGUUGACCGAAACUUCGGUUCUGGCUUCGGUGUUCCCCCGCCUCGCAUGCGAGGCAGUGAUGACACCUCCAGUCGCGGAUUUCCUGGUCGCGGGCGCACCCUUAACGAAUGA